Molecule: messenger RNA, 1916 nt
Organism: Schistocerca nitens (vagrant locust)
Lineage: Eukaryota; Metazoa; Arthropoda; Insecta; Orthoptera; Acrididae
Product: carboxypeptidase E-like
Exons: 12
Coding region: 50-1549 (499 amino acids)
Biological process (GO): proteolysis
Molecular function (GO): metallocarboxypeptidase activity; zinc ion binding
Source: RefSeq, a predicted model, not a curated record
GCCGAGCGCCGAGGGCCGGCCAGUGCUCGCUCAGUGCUGCACAGACAACAUGGCCGGCCCGCGAGACGCCGCCGCCGCCUUGCUGCUCGCCGGCGCCUGCCUGCUCGCCGCCACGGGCGGCGGCCGCUGCUUCGAGUUCCGGCACCACGACAACGCGCAGCUGGCCGCCGAGCUGCGCGCCGUGCACGCCCGCUGCCCGCGCGUCACCCGCCUCUACACGCUCAGCGAGCGCUCGGUGCGCGGCCUGCCGCUGCACCUCAUCGAGUUCUCCACGCGACCCGGCUACCACCAGCUGCUGAAGCCGGAGUUCAAGUACAUCGCCAACAUGCACGGCAACGAGGUGCUGGGCCGCGAGCUGCUGCUCAAGCUGGCCGACCACCUGUGCGAGCAGUGGCUGGCCGGGGACGCCGACAUCACGCGCCUCAUCAGCUCCACUCGCAUCCACCUGCUGCCCAGCAUGAACCCCGACGGCUGGCAGCUCGCCACCGACACGGGCGGCACCGACUACCUGAUCGGCCGCUACAACAACAACAGCGUGGACCUGAACCGCAACUUCCCGGACCUGGACCGCGUCAUGUUCAGCUACGAGCAGGCGCACAUCGACUACAACAACCACCUGCUGGCGCAGCUGCAGCGCCUCGCCGAGCCGUGCUCCAAGCUGAAGGGCCAGCCGCGGGACAUCUACUACGGCUUCGACUGGCGCUGCAAGAAGGUGCAGCCUGAAACGCGGGCCGUGAUGCGGCUCAUCGUGGAGGUGCCGUUCGUGCUGUCGGCCAACAUGCACGGCGGCGACCUCGUCGCCAACUACCCGUUCGACUACAGCCGCUCCGGCGCCUCCCAGGAGUACUCCGAGACGCCGGACGACGAGACCUUCAGGCACCUGGCGCUCUCGUACGCGGAGCAGCACGCCACCAUGGCCAACCGCAGCCGCCCCGGCUGCGACAGGGGCGACGACUUCAGCUUCGGCAAGCAGGGCGGCAUCACCAACGGCGCCGCCUGGUACAGCGUCCAGGGAGGCAUGCAGGACUUUAACUACCUGGCCACCAACGACUUCGAGAUCACGCUGGAGCUGGGCUGCGACAAGUACCCUCCUGCCGACACGCUGGAGCAGGAGUGGCUCAACAACAAGGACGCCCUCAUCCACUACAUCUGGCAGGCGCACAUCGGGCUGAAGGGCGUGGUGAGGGACGCGCUGACCGGCCAGCCGCUCGCCAACGCCCUCAUCCACGUGGCCAACGUCACCAGCGGACAGCCCGUCGACAUCCGACACGACGUCACCUCAGUGCACGACGGCGACUACUGGCGGCUGCUGACGCCCGGCGCCUACGUGCUGACCGCCUCUCGCGAGGGCUACGAGCCGCAGAGCCGGCGCGCCCUCGUCACCAACCUGCCGCCGCACUCGCAGGCGCGCCGCCUCGACUUCGCGCUCGUGCCGCUGGCCCAGGGGCCGCCCAUGCCGCGGACACAGCUACAGCGAAACAGCGGCCGUCGUGUUCCGCAUUCCGGCAGAAAUACCGCCCGUAGGAGUGGCGCCGGCAGCCGGAACUGACAGGUGCCGGCGGACCUGGACCUGCCGGAUCAGCUGUCGCCGUGGGACUCUGCUCGCCAGAGGGGGCCCGCCGCCCUUUGAGCCAGCGCUGCCACGCCCUGCCCUCACACUUCCCUUUCAGCGACACCUUCUCUCCAAUACAGAUCUGUAGCAACUGUGCAAACUUUGAUCGCACAACACCAUUUCCUGGUACUUAAUGUUAUUUACUGCACUAUUUGUGGUGCCAUUAAUUCACACUUUCUACAGAUUAAAAAGUCCUCGUAAAUUGCAUGUACUGAGUUGUAUUUUCCAACUAGAGAAACAUUGUGAGCCACACAGAUUGUUAACGUUCUUAAAUUAUUCGAAAUAAAAUAUUGUUUCCGAAGCA